GUUUUUAUUCUCCGCCUCUGCAAGAAUUGCGCGUUUUUACUCUUUAUUGCUGUGAAUCUUUUAUUAUGAGUAAAACUGGUCAGAUUUAAUCUCCGGGUGGGUUUAAAUAGUGCUUUAAAAGAGCUGACAUCGUCCUAAAUCUCUCCUCUAACGUUACGUUAGUUCAGCCUGAAGACAUUCCUGCACAGAUCGCUUAUCAAAAUCUAAACACUAGAUGGACCUCUCUCGGUCAAAAUCUGCAACAUCUGUAUCGCCAUGAAGUCGUAAUAUCUGAAAUAAUAAUAAUAAUAAAUAACAAUAACAAAUCUAGAGGCAGAGCUGUUAAUCAGCCUCUACUGAAAUGAGGGUUUAGAUUUGUCCAGUGAUUUUGGAGAUGGGUGAGUAUAAGGACAGUCUGCACGAGUUCGAAGGGGACUCGGAUUUUUUCCCCCCGCCACCACGACACCGGGUGGGCCGGGAGCGCAUCCACAUACAGAAGAGCAGCGUGUGCUCCAGGGCUUAUUUCGUGGUGGUCAUGGCCUUCUUCCACCUCUACAUCAUUAACAUCAUCGCUUUGCUCCUGUACGUGCACUAUAACACGGGCUCCGGGGAGCAGGACGUCCCACUGGAAAAGAGUCCUGGUUCUCCGCGAGCCGUGCCUGCCGAGCACCAGACCCCCUCAUCAGCAGCACACCUGAGCCCGGAGAUGUCCUUCCAGCUGCCCCGCCUGGAGGGCAUUCGGGUUGGGCAUGUGCAAAGAGUUUCCAUUGUUCCUGACCGGACACAUAACAUGCGCACCCUCAGCCUGAAACCACUGCUGUUUGAGAUCCCAGGAUUCCUGAGUGUGGAGGAGAGUAAUGUGGUGAUGCAGCUGGCGCAGUUGAAGGGUUUGACCCACAGCUCUCUUCUUACUAAUCCUGACCAGGAGGAGCAGCUCACUCAGGACGAGCUCUUCAGCCUCCUUGACCUCAACCAGGACGGCCUUCUGCAGAGGGAGGAGAUUUUGAGUCUUUCCCACUCCACCGAUGGAUCUUGGCUGAGCUCAUACAAUUUACGGAAAAUCCACACCGGGCUUGAGACCAACCCUUCUGGAGUUUUGUCUCUGCAGGAGUUUAAGCGUGUGAGUGGAGGAGUGCUGCGUUACAGCGGUACUGCUCAAGGCCUGGACGGACACACCAAGGUCAGACAGAGAAGCACACACACGCGGCUGUACCUUGGAGAGGGCACACACCACCUGCUGAAAAGCGUCAGGAACAGAGUGACCCGUUUAACACGACUGCCAUCCUCAUUGGUCGAUCUCAGCGAGGCAAUGGAAGUUGUCCGUUAUGAGCAGGGUGGCUUCAGCCACGCCCACCACGACAGCAGCCCCACCCACCCCGACAACAGCUGCACCCACACACAUCUGGCAGCAAACACCUCCAACCAGGUGGCAUGCAGAUAUCUGACGGUCUUGCUGUAUCUGAACUCUGCGGAUAGCGGAGGAGAAACCAGCUUCCCCGUCGCUGACAACCGGACUUAUGAGGAGGAGGUCUUGGGCGAUCUCUCCCAGCAAUAUUGUGAUAAAGGCAAUCUGAAGGUCAAACCCGUAGCCGGAACUGCUCUGCUGUGGUACAACCACCUCUCAGAUGGCAAUGGUUGGGUCGGAGAGCUGGAUGAAUUCUCCCUGCACGGCGACUGCUUAGUCACACGAGGCUUUAAAUGGACAGGAAGUGUGUGGGUGAACAUCGACCCGGACCAGCAGCGUCAGGAGCGCUACCAGCGCCUCGUCUCCUGGCAUCCAGAGGGCCACAGCAAAACACCAGAGCAUGGAGACUUUCACCAAGACCUCUAAACCCAGAUCAUACACGUCUGCACUGAUCUAGAAGCAGUUUCCACUCGGCAAGUCUUUGUUCGGGAGAAUAAAAGCCGGUCCAGUAAGAGAUACCCACUGCUGCGAGCUUUACUUUAUAUAGCUGUGGGCCCCGCUCCGGUGGCAUAUCAUUUAAUAUUGAUGAGCUCAACGGGGAAAUUGUUCUCUGAAUAGUACCUAGAUAUCCACGAGUUGCACAUAAGUUAUUUAUUCUAUAUUUAAGAAAGAGUUUAUUUAUUCAUUGCGUAAAUCUUUAUUUAUUUGUCAUAUUGCUAUUUAUUCAGACAUUUAUUAUUCAUUAAUGUGUGGUGUGUAUUUAUAUAUUUAAAUAUAGUCACAUGAUGUGUGUCUAUUUAUCUCAGGUUUUGUUACGCACUGGUUGUCCUUUUCCAUUUUAAUGCACUAUUUAAGACAAAGAGUUCGUCAGGUUUGUAAGUUAAUUUAAGAAAUAAAUUUAUACAUGUA
Danio rerio (zebrafish) is the source of this 2293-nucleotide messenger RNA. RefSeq names its product prolyl 4-hydroxylase, transmembrane a (gene p4htma). Lineage: Eukaryota; Metazoa; Chordata; Actinopteri; Cypriniformes; Danionidae. Gene Ontology annotation, molecular function: iron ion binding; calcium ion binding; oxidoreductase activity, acting on paired donors, with incorporation or reduction of molecular oxygen. The record is from RefSeq and is marked predicted.